GAUCUUUUCCCCUUGAUCCGGUUUCUAUCUCUCCUGUCGGACCCGGUUCCCCCGGUUCCUCCCGGUUCUCCCCGGCGGUCCCCGGUCCUCUGCCCGGUCCUCUCCCCGGUCCUCCCCGGCCUGCAGCGGCAGCUCGGCGGGUCUCUCCGGGCUGGCUUCCGGUGUCCGUCCGUCUGCAGGGGGAUGGCGUCCGGCUCCCAGCGCAUCCACCGCCGGUCCUCCGAGUCCCACCGCGCCCCCAGGAGCUCCAGCCCAGGCGGCAGCGAGCAGCGUCGGUGAGCCGCUGAUUUCCUCAUCCGUCUCAGAGGAGGUGUGUUCACGUGGCUCCUCUCUGUGCUAGCGACCGGUCAGACAACACCCCCGACCUUCAGCUCGGACCCCCCCUCUCCCGGCGCCGGGACCCUGCAUGCGAAGUGGAGCGAUGACGGAGGCGUGGCAGCAGCAGCAUGCGGUGGCUCCUCCCUCUGUGGUGCACACGCUGCCCCAGGGCGCCGACAACCCGCUGGGCUGCACGGUGUACGGCGUGGUGCUGCAGCCGGACGCCACGCUGCAGCAGCACGGCCAGCAGCACUCGGUGCAGGCCCAGCAGCCCUCCCUGCAGGGGGGGGGCGAGAGAGGCCACAAGUGCGGCGCCUGCGGCCACGACAUCUCUCACCUGGCCAACCCGCACGAGCACCAGUGCAUGGUGAACCAGGACCGCUCCUUCCAGUGCACGCAGUGCAUGAAGAUCUUCAGCCAGGCCACGGACCUGCUGGAGCACCAGUGCGUGCAGGUGGAGCAGAAGCCCUUCGUGUGUGGCGUGUGUAAGAUGGGCUUCUCGCUGCUCACCUCCCUGGCUCAGCACCACAACUCGCACGGCAACGGCAACAACCCCAUGAAGUGCUCCAUCUGUGAGAAGACCUACCGGCCCGGCUCUGGAAACGUCACGCCCACCUCGUCCGCGGCCAACCCCCAGCAGCCCUCCACCGGCGAGACGUCCGGCGGCGGCGCAGCCAUCGGGGCCUCGUCUCCGCCGGCGUUCGAGGCCUCCUCCCCCGACAGGCCGUACAAGUGCUCCGUGUGCCACAAGGCCUUCCGGCACCUGUCCGAGCUGACCCGCCAUGAGAGAGUACACACUGGUGAAAAGCCGUACAAAUGUGACACGUGUGACAAAAGCUUCAGCCAGUCGUCUCACCUGGCGCACCACCAGCGCACGCACAGCUCCGAGCGGCCGUACAAGUGCGCCGUGUGCGAGAAGAGCUUCAAGCAUCGCUCGCACCUGGUGCGCCACAUGUACGCUCAUUCGGGCGAGCACCUGUUCAAGUGCAAUUUGUGUGAGAUGCACUUUAAGGAGUCGUCCGAGCUCCUGCACCAUCAGUGCCAGCCGGAGGGCGAGCGGCCUUUCCGCUGCGGCUCGUGUGGAAAGAGCUUCAAGCGCCCGUCUGACCUGCGGCAGCACGAACGCACGCACUCCGAGGAGCGGCCCUUCCAGUGCGAGGAGUGCCAGAUGAGCUUCAAGCAGCAGUACGCGCUCGUACGCCACCGACGCACCCACAAGAAUCCAGCUGAUCGCCCGUUCAAGUGCAACCUGUGCGAUAAGGGCUUCCUGCAGCCGUCCCACCUGCUCUACCACCAGCAGGUCCACGGUAUGGAAAGUCUCUUUAAAUGUGCAUCCUGCCAGAAGUCUUUCAGCCAAUCAGGAGAGCUGCUGCGGCACAAGUGUGGGGGUGAAGUGGAGAAGCCGUACAAGUGCGACGUGUGCGGCAAAGGUUACAAAAAGAAUUCAACGCUGCAGCGCCACCAGAACUCUCACUGCACGGAGAAGCCGCUGAAAUGCUCUCUGUGCGACAAGCGCUUCGUGUCGUCCUCGGAGUUCGUGCAGCACCGCUGCGACCCGACCCGGGAAAAGCCGCUGAAGUGUCCUGAUUGUGAAAAGCGCUUUAGGUACUCGUCAGAGCUGCAGCGCCAUCGCAGAGUUCACACAGGAGAGAAGCCUUUCAAGUGUGCCAGCUGCGACAAGAGCUUCAAGCAGCGCGAGCACCUGGCCAAGCACCAGAGCGUGCACUCGCGGGAGACGCAGUUCAAGUGCGUGUGGUGCGGCGAGCGUUUCGUGGACCUCACGGCGCUGCAGGAGCACACGGUCCAGCACACGGCCGAGGGCGAGAGCUUCCCCGAGGCGCCCUGCAUCCCGUGAGCCGCAGGGACCCGCAGACAGCUAACCUGACAUUCUCUCCCAUUUGUAGUUUAUAAUAUGCACCCAUUAAUUAUCUUUAAUAAUUUGUAGUAUUCGUAGGACUCGGCUCAUCCUCAUCCUUCACUGAGUGAAACACCCUGAACCGACAGAGGGGGUCAGGAUCCCUCUUCUUCUUGU
Messenger RNA from Limanda limanda (common dab), 2350 nucleotides. RefSeq names its product zinc finger protein 319. The record is from RefSeq and is a predicted model, not a curated record. NCBI's taxonomy places the organism in Eukaryota, Metazoa, Chordata, Actinopteri, Pleuronectiformes, Pleuronectidae. Bases 407 to 2173 code for a protein of 588 amino acids. The transcript has 2 exons.